Molecule: messenger RNA, 1686 nt
Organism: Schistosoma intercalatum
Lineage: Eukaryota; Metazoa; Platyhelminthes; Trematoda; Strigeidida; Schistosomatidae
Source: the annotation of a GenBank genome assembly
UAGACAUUCAAUCAUCAAGGUCACUCAAGACGUCAUUCAGUUAGAGGAGAGGUAUAGUCUCAUCUAGUUUUACACUAAAUUACUCGUUUAUCUAGUUGUUUGUGUUUCUUCACGAUCUAAGGUCUUAGAUUUUCUGACAUCUUAGGUCUGUCAUCCAAAUAAUAGUUUAUCGGCUUGUGCUAGUCUUCAUAACAGUGCUUUUGUAGCCACAGAAUAGUUUAUUAUCUUGUACUAGAAAACUUAACGAUUAGUUUCACUUCUUGCAGAAAGUAUUAACUAAUAAAGCCUUUUUGUAACAAUGUCUUCAAAUCCAAACGACGUGACAGAUCUUAUAGCAAAAGCUGAAAAAUGCUUAAAGAUAUCUUUACUAAAGAGGAGGCCUGAUUAUGAUGGUGCAAUCGAAUACUAUGGAAAGGCUGCAUUACUUCAUAGAAAUCGCAAGCAGUUAAAAGAAGCGGCUGAGACAUAUAAAAAGGUUGCUGAACUGCAUUUUAAAAAUGGGUCUUAUUUCCAUUGCGCCAAACAAUAUGAAAUUGCUGCACAAAUGUACCGUGAUUUGAAAGAUUUUUCACAAAUGGCUUCAUUAAUUGCUGAGGCUGGACUGAUGCUACGGCAAAAUGGCACUCCUGACUCAGCAUCAUAUGUUUAUGAACGAGCUGCCAAAAGCCUUGAAGAGCCAUUACCCGAACGUGCCGCUGAAUUUUAUGAAAGAUCUGCAGAUGCUUGUGAGAUAGAAGAAAAAUUUCAUGAAGCUGCAACACAGGCUAACAAUGCUGCUCAUAUAUGGGUUCGUUUAAAGCGUUUUAACGAAGCAGAACGUCUACUUCGAUUAUUUAUUGAUUACACAACAAGAGGUCACGCGGAUAGUGUUGGAGCUACGGUAGGUGGAUUUGCUGAUCCCAGUGCAUCACCAAAGCUGUGUGGUCGUGCUGUGACAGUUCUAAUAUUGAUUAAAUUGUAUAUGGAGGAUGAAGUAGCAGCCAAAAAGAUCUUCAAUGAAGCUGUUGAGCGAUGGAGAUUUCCGGAAGCUGAAGAAUUUUCUGCAGUGAGGCGACUACUAGCUGCCGUCGAUGAUAUGGAUCAAAAGGCUUGUGAAAUGGCAAUAAAGGAUCAGUGCUUCAAAAUGCUUGACCUAGAUUAUGCUCGUCUAGCAAAAGAAAUUAAAUUCCCUUAUAGUGAUAAUGUUUCUGAACAAAUACAAAAGUCAAAAGACAGUUUCAUUUCAACAUCAACAAAUUCAGGGAAUUUAAAUAAUCCAAUACAAGAUGGUAACCAAGGAGAUGCACAAGAAGAAGAAGAGGAAGAAGAGGAUAUUUGUUAAUGUAUUUUCUGAUUUCUUAUUGAAUCACUUGAUCUUUUCAUUAUUAUUUGAUAAGAAUUUCCUUUGAACUGAAAUCAUGACAUUACAAGGGAUAUACAUAUAUAUAUACUACUGAUAUACUCAUAUGAAUGCUAAUUAUUUAUUAGCUUUAUUAUACACAUUCCUAUAUUUUAGCGCAUAAUUUACCCGUAAUUACAGAACUUUCUCUAAUUAUUUAUAUUCUACACAUUUUUUUGUAUUCUAUAUGCUUUCCUUCUAUUUUUUUCUGUUGUUGUUGUGUAUAUUGAUGAAUUGAAUUAUUCAUCUGUGCAUUUCAAAUGUCUAAGAUAAUGCGAUGAAUAAAUAGAUACGUAAUAUAUUACUUA